This is a messenger RNA of Yamadazyma jaroonii, 1755 nucleotides long. The record is from the annotation of a GenBank genome assembly. NCBI's taxonomy places the organism in Eukaryota, Fungi, Ascomycota, Pichiomycetes, Serinales, Debaryomycetaceae.
AUGGAGAUUCCAUUAAAAUCUAAGGCCAAAGUUUCAAUGGUCAAUAUUCUGAAUGACAAAUAUUUCUUACCUAUAGAGGAGGAGAGUGAAGGAGAAUACAAAUUGACCAGAACUUAUUCCGAAACUGAAGUGAAUAAUUUCGAUGAGGAUACUGGUCAUCGUUUAUAUGAUGAUGAAUUAUUUCGUCCUAAAAAGAUGAAAUCUGGAGUAACGAAGAUUUAUAGUAGGUCACAUGGAUUAGGCUAUGGAAUUGAAGAUGAAUAUAUUCCUGGGUUGAAUUUUAGUGAUAUGGUCUAUCAAUGGGCUGAUACUCCAGAUUUAUCCAGGACCAAUAGUACAACAUCGUUUUUAAAUCUCGAUGAUCUUCAUGCUAAAGUUUCACCUAAACGAAUUGGGUUUGUUCCUAGAAGAGUUAACUCGGGGAAUAGUGAUUUUGAUUUGGUUCUUGAUAGUUUACCAUCAAAUUUUAAUGACUUACCUUAUUCUCAAAGAAAGAAACUAGUUAAAUCAAUCAAUGAACUGAUUGAUUAUUCUCAAUUCUCCAGUUAUAUGAAGAACUAUUCUGGCAAAAAGACAUUAGCCAAUCGAUUAUUAUCAUCGACCACUGAUUUGAAAAAAAUGAUUCCUGUGAAUGUUGAUGAGAAAGGUGCAAAAGUAAUGGAUUAUGAAUUAGGUAAAGUUAUAGGAUUUGGGGCAUGGGGGACUAUUAGAGAAUGUUUCGAUGAUAAGAAACAAAUUUUUGCCAUGAAGAUAGUGAAUAGUAAUAAGAAGAUAUUUAAGAAAGAGAUUGAAAUUUGGAAGAUAUUGAAUCAUCCCAAUGUAUUGAAAUUAAUUGACUAUCUUGAGACAGAGAGUUCGAUAUUUUGUCUCAUGUUACGAGCUAAUGGAGGAACGUUGUUUGAUCUAGUACUGAAAUGGGGUAUUUAUGAAGGUGAAGACUUUAAAAGAAUCGAUUUGACUAUCAAUUAUAUCAAACAAAUUACUAAAGGUAUAAAUUAUUUACACAAGUUGGGGAUUGUCCAUGGAGAUAUUAAAUUGGAGAACGUUUUGGUCGAGAAAGAAGGAGAAGAAAGUAAUUGGAAGAUGGUUUUAUGCGAUUUCGGUAUGUCAAGAUUUUAUAAGACACGAAGUGAAAUAAGAUCCAAAAGUUCAAUGACGGAAAUCAGAAAACCUUUCAAAGGAGAAAGUUUACAUAGUGCAUUGUUAAUCAGUGAAUUGGGAGCAUCAUUGGAGAAUAGAUCAGAACGAACAUUAAUUAAAUCCAAAUCUAGAUCUAAUUCCCCUGUAAGGAAAUAUUCUCGAUCCAGUUCUCCUUCAAGAGAUUAUUUAAGAACUUCACAAAGUGUUUCUUCAAUUGAAAGUAUCAAACAAUAUCUCGUAGAUCUUAAAGAUAAAGAAUUAAAACGUCAAAGCCAAGUGGAUUUAAAUUUACCUGAUAGUCAUAUUGGUUCAUUACCUUAUGCUUCACCCGAAUUAUUAUCACCGAAUCCCCCACCUUUAGGACCUUCGGCAGAUAUCUGGGCUUUCGGAGUUUUGAUAUUUACUAUGAUCAUAGGAAAAUUGCCUUUCCAACAUUUUUAUGAACCAAGAUUAAGAGCCAUGAUUAUUAAAGGGAAGUUUCCUCAAGAUGAAUUAAAAGUCGUCUUGGAAAAAUUUUCCUGGUUAAGUGAUUUAAUCAACGGAUGUUUAGAAAAAGAUAUUACUAAAAGAUUGGAUAUUAAUCUUAUUAAAGAUUAUUUAAUGAUUGAUGAUUAG